AUGCCAACAGCAACUAUGUUCAGGAUCGAAGGAACUGGCCUAGCUGCGCUUGCGCAUGGGAACAUUGCAAUUGUUAUCAUUUUCGUUGUGUGUGUAUUUGUCUGUGCAUCUGCGUGAGGGCAUAUUGGUGGUUUGCCGGGUGGCGGAAGCUUCCUGCUUAUUGAACGGAUACUUCCAAUACACACAUUUUUUACUGCUGCCACAAAGAGUUGUCGUCCGGUUGCAUCCGAUACCAACAACGGAAUACUGCUGCAACAUCACUGCCUUAUAUUCACAGAAUUGCAACGUGAUGAUCGCAUAAUUGCAUUUUGUAAAGCACGAAACAGUGCUUCCGGAAUGGGACCAUAA
Messenger RNA from Gongylonema pulchrum, 348 nucleotides. NCBI's taxonomy places the organism in Eukaryota, Metazoa, Nematoda, Chromadorea, Rhabditida, Gongylonematidae. The record is from the annotation of a GenBank genome assembly.